Glossina fuscipes is the source of this 681-nucleotide messenger RNA. RefSeq names its product enhancer of split m8 protein-like. Gene Ontology annotation, molecular function: DNA-binding transcription factor activity, RNA polymerase II-specific; protein dimerization activity; RNA polymerase II cis-regulatory region sequence-specific DNA binding. NCBI's taxonomy places the organism in Eukaryota, Metazoa, Arthropoda, Insecta, Diptera, Glossinidae. The record is from RefSeq and is a predicted model, not a curated record. Bases 32 to 544 code for a protein of 170 amino acids. Gene Ontology annotation, biological process: anterior/posterior pattern specification; regulation of transcription by RNA polymerase II; regulation of neurogenesis. The transcript has a single exon. Gene Ontology annotation, cellular component: nucleus.
UACAAGUGAACACAGCUGACAACAGGCAACAAUGGCUUAUUCAACAAAAACCGAAAUUUAUCAAAAAAUUAAAAAACCUCUUUUGGAACGUCAACGACGUGCUCGUAUAAACAAGUGUCUAGAUGCCAUCAAACGACUAGUGGUUGAGUUGCAAGGAGACGAAAAUAUCUUACGUAUGGAUAAAGCAGAAAUGCUGGAAUCAACAAUUACCUUUUUAAGAUCACGUAAAAUUAAACAGACGAAGUGUUCGUCACAUGUUGCUCCUGCUGUUAAUACUUUUCGCAAUGGCUACAUAAAUGCUGUUAAUGAAGUAUCACGUUUAUUGGCCUCUACGCCCGGCGUCAGUGUCGAUAUGGGCAAAUCAGUAAUGACUCAUUUGGGUCGAUCCUAUAAUCGCUUACAACAACAAUACCAUCAUCAACAGAAAGAGACGCUCACAAUUCAAUGUCCACAUAGUCCUGCCUCUUCCGGUUACCACAGCGACAAUACUCAAAGUCCACUUGCAACGCCUACGCCUGCAUUUAAACUCUGGAGACCGUGGUAAAAACUAUUAAUGGAAACGAUACGUGGACUUUAAAAAGAUAAGCAAAUAGUGUACCUUAACUGUGAUAAAAUUUAUUGUGAUAAUUAUACGUAUAGCACAAUUCUCAAAAUAUUAGCUCUUCCACUACUAUUAACCAG